Molecule: messenger RNA, 1752 nt
Organism: Drosophila albomicans
Lineage: Eukaryota; Metazoa; Arthropoda; Insecta; Diptera; Drosophilidae
Gene: TTLL1A
Product: polyglutamylase complex subunit TTLL1
Exons: 4
Coding region: 167-1732 (521 amino acids)
Biological process (GO): protein polyglutamylation; microtubule cytoskeleton organization
Cellular component (GO): cilium
Molecular function (GO): tubulin-glutamic acid ligase activity; tubulin binding
Source: RefSeq, a predicted model, not a curated record
UUCAAAAUUUAUUGUAAAUUUUAAUAUUGUUAAGUCAACAAUCAAUAGAUACUACACAUAGUUAAGACACAUGCUCCAUCUAGAAGUAAAUAGCAUAAAUUCUCAGUGAAUUGGACCAGCCCAUCAACGAAAUUCCAAAUUGUAUUGUAUAGCUCAGAGAGUUGUAAUGAUGAAAGCUCGCCUGCAGAAGUCAAAGAAGAGUAGUAACAUAAGCCAUCCAAGCAACUGUUGCAUCGAUAUCAACAGAGAUGCGUCUAUCAACAGCAGCAGCGCCAGCAGCAAAUCGAAGCUGCCGUUACAGAUAUUUGGAUUGGUCUCAAAGGAUCGUCCGUGGCCGCGCAAGGAGCGCAAUUGUGUAUUCUAUAGCACGGACUGCGACAAGACGGCGUUGAUCAACAACUUCCAGAAACGUGGCUGGCAAAAGGUGCCUGCAUUCGAUGGUGAAUGGAAUCUGUAUUGGGCCUGCUCACAGAAUUGUCGCUACAUCUUUGGCGUCGAUCAUCCAUAUCGCAUGCGUUCGGAUCAAAUGAUCAAUCAUUUUCCAAAUUCAAUGGAGCUAUCGCGUAAGGAUCUGUUGGUGAAGAACAUAAAGCGCUAUCGCAAGGAUCUGGAGCGCAAAGGCGAUGCAUUGGCCGAAACGAUGCCCAUGCACACGAAAUUGGGAGUUGGCGGCACUCGGUAUAUGCAUUUGGAUAUAAUACCCAUGACAUUUGUGCUGCCCUCCGAUUACAAUUUGUUUGUGGAGCAAUUCCACAAGAAUCCGGCAAGCACAUGGAUCGUCAAGCCAUCGGAUAAGUCACAAGGCAUUGGCAUCUAUUUGAUCAACAAACUGUCGAAGCUUAAGAGAUUUGCAUACGAGGCUCGCACCUUUUAUCCACACUUCCAUCGCGAUACCUGUGUCAUCUCCAAGUAUAUCGAUAAUCCCCUGCUCAUUGGUGGCAAGAAAUUCGAUCUACGACUUUAUGUUCUCGUCACUACAUUCAAUCCGAUCAAGGCGUAUCUGUACAACGAGGGAUUCUGUCGCUUCUGUACCCAGAGAUACGAUCAAACCGAAAUCGAUAAUGUGUUCAUGCAUCUCACCAAUGUGAGCAUACAGAAGAAUAACAAAGAAUAUAAUACCAUACACGGUGGCAAGUGGUCGAUGCAGAAUCUCUGUCUCUAUUUGGACAGCAUACGAGGCGAAGGAGUUUGGGAGAAACUUUAUCGUCGCAUCAAGGAGACGAUACGUCACUCCUUGGAUGCUGUGGCUCCUGUGAUGGCCAAUGAUCGGCAUUGCUUUGAGGUCUAUGGCUAUGACAUUAUUAUCGACAACAAUUUGAAGCCUUGGCUCAUCGAGAUCAACACUUCGCCAUCGAUACAAUCGACGACAAAAAACGAUUGCACACUGAAAACGCGACUCAUUGACAAUGUCCUCGAUGUCGUUAUACCGCCCAGUGGAAUGCCAGACGAACGCUGGUCCAAAACACCCAGCAAGGAGUCCUUGAAGAAUUUCACUCUUCUGACACCUGUUGUGCUGCCCAAGCCACGAGCCAAAAUGCCGACAACAGUUGACACUUUACCAACAACGAAGAAGUCAAUGUGCCAUCAAAGGAAGGCCAAGAGUCUGAUGAAGUGUUUAGUGGGCGCCUCAAUGCCAACGCCGAUGUUAACAAAGAAGAUGGCCAAGAAAUCAAAAACGUUAGCAAAACGCUGUACUACAAAUGUCUCGUUAUCGAAACGCAUGUCGAAAUAAAACAGAACUUAACAGAUUAA